GCAUUUGUAUCUGUUUGUUAAUCAAUGCAUGAAAACAUUGAACAAAGAAUGCCGUUUAGCAUCUAAAUUGUUAUUCACAGAUGGCGUCUCCAUUCGAUCAGUAUUAUUAUAAUGAUGUGUAAUAUCAAUUUUAUUGUUUUUGAAAUAUAGUCUAUAGGAAUACCGAUUAAGGGUUUAAGUUUCAGAGAUCAAUGGAAGGAUUUAAUUAGAUUGAUAUCACAGAUGGUAUCAUUAAGUAAUCUAUACCAUCAGAUCAAAUAGUUGACAUUUUAUUUGUUCAUUUUAGUUUUUAUGAAUAAAUAAAGGCACACUAAGGUACCAGAUUGGGCUACUGGCAUUAUACACGAUGGGAUUCAAAAUGAAUGUUCUUCUUUUAACGAGUGUGUUAAUUAUUUCGAAACUUACAUUAGUAAGAGGAUUCGGUGAAGCGUGUCCUCUCGGAGCAUCAGACUGUGCCGCAACAAUUGAGGCAUGUACUGAUGGUACUUGUGUUUGUGCCACGGGUUAUACAGACAAUGGCGGAACUUGUGAAGACAUCGACGAGUGCAAUCCUAGCCCAUGUCUCAAUGGGGCCGCGUGCUCGGACCAGGUGAACGCAUACACAUGCAGCUGUGUGGCUGGAUGGGAGGGCACAAACUGUGACACUAACAUCGACGACUGCAAUCCUGACCCAUGUCAAAAUGGAGCCGCGUGCUCGGACCAGGUGAACGCAUACACAUGCAACUGUGUGGCUGGAUGGGUAGGCACAAACUGUGAAACUGACAUCGACGAGUGCAAUCCUAGCCCAUGUCUCAAUGGGGCCGCGUGCUCGGACCAGGUGAACGCAUACACAUGCAGCUGUGUGGCUGGAUGGGAGGGCACAAACUGUGACACUAACAUCGACGACUGCAAUCCUGACCCAUGUCAAAAUGGAGCCGCGUGCUCGGACCAGGUGAACGCAUACACAUGCAACUGUGUGGCUGGAUGGGUAGGCACAAACUGUGAAACUGACAUCGACGAGUGCAAUCCUAGCCCAUGUCUCAAUGGGGCCGCGUGCUCGGACCAGGUGAACGCAUACACAUGCAGCUGUGUGGCUGGAUGGGAGGGCACAAACUGUGACACUAACAUCGACGACUGCAAUCCUGACCCAUGUCAAAAUGGAGCCGCGUGCGUGGACCAGGUGAACGCAUACACAUGCACCUGUGUGGCUGGAUGGGAGGGCACAAACUGUGAAACUGCAUCCGGUGGAGGCGGCACGAACUACUGCAGCCCAGACCCCUGCCAGAAUACUGGAACAUGCGCGGACACCGGAAGUGGGUAUACUUGUGACUGUUCUGAAACUGGGUAUUCGGGAACAGACUGUGACACAGAUGAAGAUGAAUGCAGUAUCGGAACUCCUUGUAAGAAUGGAGGCACAUGUACAAACACAGCAGGAAGUUUCACAUGCGACUGUACAGACACCGCGUUCACUGGAGACACAUGCGAGAACGGUACAGUGCGACCCGGCGUCAUGAUCGGCGUUGUGGUGCUGGCAUUGUUAUUAUUGUUCCUGUAUUAAACCACUUGGACUCGAGGAGCUGUUUUGUCCUGCGGAAGAGGUGAUGGAAAUGCUCGCCAGAUGGAAAUAAUUGAACAUUGUAAAAGUGUUGAUCUUAAACUCCAUUCAUUGUACAAAUGCAUGAACUUUACAUGUGUGUGGUUGAAUAUUUUUAUUUUAAACGGCGAAAUGCAUUCUUCUUAGCUCAUAUUCUCUAAUUUUAUCCUUUAGAAUUGCUCUUUUAUAUUCUUUAUCUGACAAUAGUUAAGGUGUUGUUCUUUGAAAAUUACUUUUUGAUAUUUAGCUUUAACAUAUAAGUAUUUGUGUUUAUUUUGUAUUCAUCAAAUGACGCUUCAUGUAUUAAAAGUUAAUUCUCUACAAAAAUAACUUAUGGGCCACAUAAAGAAACUCAAUAUAUUUUUUUUUUAUGUAAAUUGGUAUAAUAUAUGAAAUUAUUUGUUAUAUUUUAUUUUAUUUAGCAAUUUCUGAAAGUAUUUUCAAACUUUUUGAAUAAAAAAUAGUACUUCUCACAUCACCCAAACCUAUGUAAGAAUGACCACUAAUGAAAUCAUACCCAAGGCCAAACGCAUCCCGACACAUUAUUGAUUGUUGGCAUACCAGUCACCCGUUAUUAAAAUAAGACGGCAUAUACUCAUUAUUUACUUAUUAACGAAAUGGUUUCCAUUAAAGCGUGUGCAUUUUUUUGUAUUUUCCAGUAAAAUUUAGAUGAACAGUGUCGAACCGCAUACCGGUCUAAUAGAUUACGAACGUCUACUAUAUCUGCAUUUAGAAACUGCAAAUCUAUGCAGUUUACAAUCUCUGACUUCAAUUGCUUGGCACCAUUCGCCAUAUAGUAGCCAUCUUUGAUAGUAAUUCUCCGUCAAAUUAAAUUCAUAGACUAUCUUUGUACACUUUCUCAUUUCAAAAACACUUUUAGGAACAUUUUUUGUGUUUAUGGAGUGGAAUGCGUCGUUUUGUUUCUACCAGCAUGAUGCAUGACAACGAUUACCUCCUUGUCAUACUUUAAUUUAGCACAUGCAAAUGCAUUGUACAUUUUGAAAAUAGUAUUGAGAUUAUCGACAAACCACAAAAAAAAACAUCCAAAUGAGACCCAUUCAAAUUGAAUGUCAGCCAUUUGGAUGGACAUUAGAGUAAAAUUUUAUCUUGGUGCGAAACCACUGAAAACCUAAGAAUCAUAGAUAUACGACUGAAAUCAUUGCAUUUGAUCAGUACGGCUAAUCGUAAACAUAAACUCCAUCUUUACACGUCAUGUAAGUGGAAUGUUUUGAUAGCAUUUCACACUAUACAAGUAUAUGGUUUGCUCAUAUAAAACGUGGUCCUAAUAUUAUUUUGGCGAGUGAAUAUCGAUUUCCUUUUUAAUACCUAUUGAUAGUAUUUUUAAAGUCAUAAUGAUAGAUUAGAUCCUUAAACAUGUUUACACAAUUGUGAAAUCAAACCGAGUUUACUUUUUCUAACAAUUGCUAUUUGUUUAUCUCCGAUUUCAUUUUACAUGAUUACUGUUUCUAUAAAUGUGUAUUUUAGUGUUGUUAAAUUUUUACCUUCGCACGUGUUUUAAGAAGAUUUUGAAUAAAUGGAAAUAAAAGUCA
Messenger RNA from Mya arenaria, 3123 nucleotides. RefSeq names its product fibropellin-1-like. The record is from RefSeq and is a predicted model, not a curated record. Gene Ontology annotation, biological process: heterophilic cell-cell adhesion; establishment or maintenance of epithelial cell apical/basal polarity. The coding region runs from base 347 to 1537 and encodes 396 amino acids. The transcript has 11 exons. NCBI's taxonomy places the organism in Eukaryota, Metazoa, Mollusca, Bivalvia, Myida, Myidae. Gene Ontology annotation, molecular function: calcium ion binding. Gene Ontology annotation, cellular component: protein-containing complex; plasma membrane.